This is a messenger RNA of Theobroma cacao (cacao), 1131 nucleotides long. The record is from RefSeq and is a predicted model, not a curated record. NCBI's taxonomy places the organism in Eukaryota, Viridiplantae, Streptophyta, Magnoliopsida, Malvales, Malvaceae.
AUGGCACAAGAGUGGUAUAACUCCUUAUGUAGAGGCAGACCAACAGAUGCAACAUCGUUGACUUGGAGUGAGUUCCUUACAACCUUCUUAGAUCGAUUUUUACCACUCAGUGUACGUAAUGCCAAAGCCAAGGAGUUUAAAGCUUUGGUGCAGACCUCGAGUAUGACGAUGUCGGAUUAUGACAUAAAAUUCACACAAUUGUCUCGAUAUGCACCCUAUUUAGUUGCUACAGAGGAGAUAAAGAUACAAAGGUUUAUGGAUGGGCUAGUGAAGCCAUUGUUUAGGGCUGUGCCAUCCCAGGAUUUCAAUACCUACUCCACAGCAGUGGAUUGCGCUCAGUGGAUUGAGAUGAGGACCAGUGAGAGUAGGGCUGCGAGGGAUAGAGCAAAAAGGGCCAAGACAGAGGGUUAUCAAGGUCGUAGAGAUUUCAACAGUGGUAUUUUGUGUUCUAGCUGUCAAGGUCCACAAAAGGACUCACGAUUGCCCCAAAAGGGGAGUGACGUGACUACUGUCAAUGUUGGACCAGGACAUAUUAGGAAGGAUUGCCUGAUGGCUCAUCAAUCACAAGGUUCUGCCCCCGACUCCACUCAGCUAGCUUUGUCUACUCCUUCAGUAGCCUCCUCAUCUGAUCGGGAGGCUAGUGGAUCGAGAGGUAGAGGUGCUGUUACUUCCUCUCAGGGCAGGCCUUCUGGGUCUAGGCGUCAGAGUUCUGCUGUUAGGGGCCAAGCAAGGGAAUAUGAAUCUUGUGUAGUUCGAGUCAAGAACAAAAACACAUUGGUAGAUCUAGUGGUGUUAGACACCUUAGAUUUUGAUGUGAUUUUGGGAAUGGAUUGGCUAUCACCCUGCCAUGCUAGUGUAGACUGCUACCAUAAAUCAGUUAGAUUUGAUUUUCCCAGUGAGCCAUCAUUUAGUAUUCAAGGGGAUAGGAGCAAUGGUCCCACCAAUUUGAUAUCAGUCAUGUCUACCAGAAGGCUAUUAAGACAAGGUUGUCAAGGUUACUUGGCUGUUGUGAAGGAUACCCGAGCGAAGGUUAGAGAUAUAGGCAAAGUGUCGGUAGUGAAUGAGUUUAUGGAUGAUUUCUCGAAGAAUUACCAAGUUUAUCCCUCAAGCGAGAGAUUGAAUUUUGUAUAG